UAUGAAUAGACCUGCAAAGUUUAUAAGUAAACUUUAUGAGAUUCUUGAAGUGAGUUAUUGAUUAUGAAAUUAAGACAAAUGAAUAUAGAAAAUAUAUACGUUGGUUACCUUCUGGAAAUGGUUUUACGAUUCUUAAGAUUGAAGAAUUUUCUUAAAAAGUGAUGGUAGAAAAUUUUAAUACAAAAUGUUUUUAAUCUUUUUUGAGAUAGUUGAGUAUGUAUGGAUUCAGAAUGAAGAAAAAUGAAAGAAAUAAAAAAUAAUAUGAGCAUUAAUACUUUGUGAGAGGCAAAUUUUAAGGUUGAAAAUGAAGAAGUAUUUA
Paramecium sonneborni is the source of this 319-nucleotide messenger RNA. Lineage: Eukaryota; Ciliophora; Oligohymenophorea; Peniculida; Parameciidae. The record is from the annotation of a GenBank genome assembly.